Messenger RNA from Cajanus cajan (pigeon pea), 2820 nucleotides. RefSeq lists its product as uncharacterized. Lineage: Eukaryota; Viridiplantae; Streptophyta; Magnoliopsida; Fabales; Fabaceae. Gene Ontology annotation, molecular function: protein binding. The record is from RefSeq and is a predicted model, not a curated record.
CGGAACAUAAACACUGGAAAACAAAGGGUCUAUAAGCCAUCAUUCGUCUGUUCACUUUUUCAGCCAUUGUUUUGUUUCAUUGUGUGUUUCUCUCCGUAUACUCAGAUGAGAAAUCCCCACGUUCCAUUCCUUUCCAUCAUAUUCUGCUACUGCUUCUGGAUACACCACAGUGUUUACUUCACUGGGGUAUCUGGCCAAAUUGUUGAGGAUCAACAACAAUCAUUGCUCAAACUAAAGAACAGCCUCGAAUUCGAGCAUGAAAAAUCUAGUAAACUUGUGUACUGGAAUUCAAGCAUAGAUUGCUGUGAGUGGCGGGGUGUAACCUGUGAUGAAGAGGGACACGUUAUUGGCCUUGACCUGAGUGGAGAAUCAAUCAAUGGAGGAUUUGACAAUUCAAGUAAUCUUUUCAGUCUGCAAAAUCUCCAGAUAUUGAAUUUGGCUGAUAAUAAAUUCAGUUCUGAGAUACCAUCUAGAUUCAACAAUUUGAAGAACUUAACAUAUCUGAAUUUAUCAAAUGCUGGCUUUAUGGGGCAAAUUCCAAUAGAGAUUUCUUCCCUGACAAGGUUGGUAACUCUAGAUAUCUCUUCUCUUGACUCCUAUUUAUAUGGGCAACCUCUGAAACUUGAAAACUUUGAUCUACAAAUGCUUGUUCAAAACCUCACCAUGAUUAGGCAAUUGUAUAUGGAUAGUGUAAUUGUAAAAGCUCAGGGAAAUGAAUGGUGCAAUGCUUUGUUGAAACUAGUUAGCCUGCAGGAGCUGAGCAUGUCAAACUGCAAUCUCUCCGGACCCCUUGAUCAUUCCCUGACAAGACUUGAGAAUCUAUCAAUCAUCCGCCUAGAUGAGAACAAUUUAUCAUCCCCAGUGUCAGAAACCUUUGCUAAUUUUCCAAAUUUAACAACUCUUCACCUUAGUAGUUGUAGAUUGACUGGAAAAUUUCCAAAGAAGAUCCUUCAGUUAGCAACAUUGUCUGAUAUAGACUUAUCAUUCAAUUAUGAUCUUUAUGGAUCUUUGCCUGAAUUCCCGCCGAAUGGUCCUUUUCAGACACUGAUUGUAAGUCACACAAGGUUCUCGGGAGUAUUACCAGCUUCUAUAAAUAAUCUUGGGCAGUUAUCCACAUUAGAUCUUUCUAAUUCCCAUUUUAACGGAACACUACCUAGUUCAAUGUCAAGACUCGGGGAACUCACUUAUCUGCUCUUGUCAUUUAAUAACUUCACUGGUCCAAUUCCGUCCUUGAAUAUGUCCAGGAAUCUCAUCCAUUUAGACCUUUCACAUAACGAUUUCACAGGUUCAAUCACUUCUGUUCACUUGGAAGGCCUAAGAGAACUGGUCCUGGUUGAUUUACAGGACAAUUUACUGAAUGGAAGUCUUCCUUCCUCUCUAUUUUCUUUGCCAUUGCUACGAAGUAUACAACUUUCCAACAACAGUUUAUCUGGUAGUAUUCCUCAAUUCUUGUGCAAUCAUUCAAGUCUGCUAGUACUGGAUGUUUCCUAUAAUCUCUUCAAUGGGACAAUUCCAGAGUGCUUAACACAGAGUGAGACACUCGUGGUAUUAAAUUUGCAACAUAACAAGUUCCAUGGCAGUAUUCCAGAUAAAUUUCCAGUAUCUUGUGCUCUGAAGACUCUGGAUUUCAAUAAUAAUCUAUUGAAAGGUACAAUUCCCAAAUCCCUUGCAAAUUGCACAUCAUUAGAGGUGUUGGAUCUUGGAAACAAUCAGGUAGAUGAUGGAUUUCCAGACUUCCUAAAUACAAUAUCCACACUUCGUGUCAUGGUUUUGAGGAGAAACAAAUUUCAUGGUCAAAUUCAAUGUACUACUAAAAGUACUUGGCAUAUGCUUCAAAUCGUUGAUCUGGCUUUCAACAAUUUCAAUGGUUUACUUCCUGGAAAUUGUUUCAAAACUUGGAAGGCAAUGAUGCUUGGUGAAUAUCAUGGUGGAACAAAGCUCAAUCACAUUGGAUCUCAGGUCCUUACAUUUGGUGGUAUAUAUUAUCAGGAUUCUGUGACACUUACAAUCAAAGGAUUACAGUUGGAGUUUGUUAAAGUCCUAAGUCUCAUAACAUCUGUUGACUUCUCAUCCAACAAUUUUCAUGGAACAAUACCAGAAGAGCUUAUGAAUUUUAAAAGAAUUAUUUUUCUCAACUUGUCACAUAAUGCUUUAGAAGGCCAAAUCCCUUCAUCUAUAGGGAAUUUAAAACAGAUUGAGUCAUUGGACCUGUCAAGCAACAAUCUUGAUGGAGAAAUUCCCACACAGCUUGAAAAUUUAAACUUCCUCUCAUACCUGAACCUUUCCUUUAAUCAUCUGGAGGGAAAAAUCCCUGUAGGUACACAGCUUCAAUCAUUUGAUGCAUCUUCCUUUGCUGGUAAUGUAGAAUUAUGUGGACCACCUUUGAUCAAAAACUGCAGUGGUGAAAUACAUGGGCUGCCAAUGUCACCACAUGGAAUUGGAUGGAACAUCCUGAGAGCCGAAUUGGGAUUUGUUUUGGGCCUUGGACUUGUUAUUGGUCCCCUUCUCUUUUGGAAGCAAUGGAGGCAACACUACUGGCAGCGUGUGGACUUCAUUCUGUGUUGUAUCUUCCCCCAGCUCAGCCUUGAAUACGAAACCCGGGGUGGACAUGGCUAUCAAGUUUUAAGGUGGAGGUAUUAGUCAUUAAGGAGUAGUCAAAUGCUAAUAGCAAGUUAGCCACACUUGCACCUAUGAGAAUGUCUUCUUCAACUUGCAUUUCUCUUUUACAUUGCAAUUUGCUUUCGGUGAUUUCAUAUUUCAUAUAAGUUAAGAAACAAAAUAAGAACAAAGUAUAGGGUAUAUUUGGAUAAUAUUAUCUGU